Spirodela intermedia is the source of this 2254-nucleotide messenger RNA. Lineage: Eukaryota; Viridiplantae; Streptophyta; Magnoliopsida; Alismatales; Araceae. The record is from the annotation of a GenBank genome assembly.
AUGGGGGUGGAGGAGUGGCUUGCGGGGGAGAGGCGGGAGGUGAAGUCUCUUCUGAUGAAGAUUGGGGUGGCCGUUUCUCUGUCAUUCGCCGGUUAUCUGUUCUAUCGUCUUAGCCUCCAGGGAGACUGCGGUGCCCGCCGCCAUCCCCGCUACGGUCGUCCUUCUUCUUCAGGUAUUCGCCAACUUGCGUCUCCUCGUCUUUCCCCCGAUUCUGUCGGCUGAGUGGCCAAAAGAUUUUUCUUUUGAACCUUGAAUUUUUACCUUCUCUUUAAUCGUAGGGGCACGAGUUGAAGGCGGCCGAGAAACACGUGGGAGUCCCAGGGAUAAAAUUCUUUUCCAACGCGUAAGAUCUUCCGGUGCUGUUCUCCCGUUUCCCCUCUUUGGUUGAUUGUAGUAUUUCCAUCUGAAAUUGCUCGAUUAUGCGCCCUGUAGCUUCUGUUCAAUGGGAUUCGUCCGAUGCCACAGGAAGAUGUAUCGCCCAAUGUCAGUAAUGGCGGCGCCGCCACCAGGAUAUCUUUCGAUGUCGUGGAACUUUCUCGGAGCAAAAAGAACUCAGAGGAAGAUGGGGCAUCAUACCUGCUUCCACAGUUCCAUGAGCUGGUGUUUGGAGGACUGGACACGGAGGCGAUGGAGACGGAUAUCUGUGAAAACCCGCCUGCGAAGAUAUCACCGGAGAACGGUGAGGAGACGGCAAGGGAGCAGGAGAUCGUCUUCCUGAAAGACCUGGUCCAGUCGCUUCAGGAGAGGGAGAGGAGCCUGGAGGACCAACUGCUCGAGUAUUACGGCCUCAAGGAGCAGGAAUCAGUUAUGUUGGAGCUCCAGGACCGCCUGAACAUCGGUGCAAUGGAGGCCGAGCUUCUCUCUAUCAGGAUUGAUUCCCUGCAGGCUGACAACCAGAGGCUCCAGGAGGAGUUAUCUGAUUAUAUGGCGACUAAGGCCGAACUCGAAUCUGCGAGGGCCAAUAUCAACCAUCUGAAGCGAAAGUUCGAGUCAGAUUCGGCCAAGGCGAAGGAGACGGUUGCUGCUCUGCAAGAGAGGAUUGCUGCGCUGCGAGAUCUGGAGCGCAAGGGAGAGGAUGAGUAUCAGGAGAUGGAGAGGAGACUGGAGAGACUGAAUGAUCUGGAGCGCGAGGUUGCAGAGCUCAGAGAGAUGAACUCGAAAUUAGAAAAGGAGAACGUAUAUUUGUCGGAGAAGUUGCGAUCAACACAAAUUUCUCGCCCCUCCGCACCAGACAUUCCCCAGGUCUGAACCAGAAUCUCGAAUUUCUUCCCCCACAUUCAAAUUUCAUUUAUUCACCGUUUCUCACGGAAGCGGAAUUGUGUGACAGGCAUCGGAGGAAUCAGAGGAAGCGAUCCAUCUGAGACAAACGAACGACGAACUGGCGAAGGAAAUAGAGCAGCUCCACACCGACCGCUGUGCAGAUGUGGAAGAGCUGGUCUACCUCAGAUGGAUCAACGCAUGUCUCCGGUACGAGCUAAGAAACUACCAGACGCCACCGGGGAAAACAGUGGCGAGGGAUUUGAGCAGGACGUUGAGUCCUAAAUCAGAACACAAGGUCAAGCAGCUCAUCAACGAGUACGCAAAUCCUGGAUCUAUGGAGAAAACCCCCGCUAACCUGGUUGAUUUUGAGUGGGAGUGCUGCUCUUCCUCUCAGGCGUCCUCCCAGACGGAAAACGGGGAACCGGACGACGCCUCAUUGGAUGCUUCUGCAGCUACCAAAGCUAGCGGCUCCGGCAAGACAAAGUUCCUCUCAAAACUCAAGAGACUGGUAUUGGGAAAGGAUACUGGUGGUCACCGGCAUCUUUCCGUCGAGAGAAGCCCAAGAAGCUGCAGCAAUUCGGCAAGGAGAGCAACCACCCAUGCUUCUUGGUUUGACGAGAUGACUGGAAGAGAUUCCUGUGAUAGCUCCACCUCUCGCACAGAAAAGUUCGACGAGAAUCAUUACGGUCAUCAUCAGGAGAAUGAUUCCGCUUGGGCUCGAAAUCUUCCCCGAGUCUCUCUAGAUUUCCAGAGGCUGAGGGGCCACGAUGACCAGGCGGAAGCUGCAGGGACACGCUGCAAGAGCGAUGUAGGGGCCUCAUGGCGGACGAGAAUGGCGUCGUGCGAAGCGGCCUUCCUACGUUCUCCCCAUGACUCGAGGAUCGACGAAGAAGAAAAGCUGUUAGCACAGGGGAGAUUUGUCCACGCUCCAGAGACGCCCCCUCUGAGAAAGACCACAACCCGCCUAAGAUCUGCCUCGUUAAGCUCCGCAUGA